AGCAACUUCCAACUGGCAAAGACUGCAGCGGAGUGGCAGUGGUCAGGCACAGCUAACGUUGGUCUCUUUAAGUUCUGUCUUUAACUCGGUUUUCAGUCCAGGUAACGGUUAACAAGCCGUACGCGUAUUUUGGUUGGUCCACGAUGACCGUGUGGUUACUUCCACCACACCAAACGCGAAGUUAAUCAAACUGUAGACUUGCUUGUAAUGUCAACAUUAGCUUAACUAGCUUGCUGCACUAGUUGUGAAUGCUAGUUAGAUAAAGCUAGAUUCCGACCCAUGCGAUGCGUACUUAUCUGAAACUUAAAAUAACCACCGUUAACCAUCAUAUAAUUUAUGUUUAGUCUAAGGUGGGUUUGGUAGCAAAAAAACAGUUUAAUUUCUUAGCUGUAAUCCAACGUUACAAAAUGCCGUUGGGCUUUCAUUUCCUGUUGAUUCCGCAAACAACCAUACUUCCGAGAUUAACAUACGGGUCGUGAGUUGGGACAAUCUUAAGCGUUUCAGCUGCAUGGGUGUCUGUUAAAGAAUGACGCUUCCUGGUCAAUAAUUGCACAUAGAGCGUUAAUGGUAAUCAAUAUCUCAUACAUGUAGCAGUUUAUUGUUAUCUUUCCAAUUGAUUUAGUUAUAUAUAAAACAAACAGUUUGGCAUUUAUGUGGAUCACCGGAUAUGUGCUCAACUCCCUCCUUCCGUCGAAGUGCGUCACACAAAGCAGAGAGACCGCUGGCCACGACGGGAAGGAGCCAUGUUGAGUUAGCUCCUAAAGCCAUGUUUUUUUAAUAACGACACAGUAAAUGUACUCGUAAAAGUGGACUCAUACCUAAACUCAGACGAACGGUAAACCAUACCAAAAUGUCGGCGGACGAUUUUCAGACAAAGUACUCCUCUGUCAUGGAGAGUAUGCUCAAGAGCGCAAUCGCGGAGACCACGAAACUUUUCGAAACUAUGGUCGACGAGCUGAAGGCAGAAAUAUCUCGGGUGAAGAAGGAGAACGAGGGCCUCAAAAUAAGAUGUAGCCAUUUUGAGAAUGCGAGAAACCAACCUACUGUUCACAGCAGAGAGAGGGAUCCUCUCCACGGGCCUAGCGACGGCUCUGAGAAACGUGACCGAGCUGUUCAAUGUGACCUUGUUCCUCUCCGCACAACGCUGGUGGAGCAAUGUCAACCACUGCACUCAUCAUUGCAAAACCAAGAGCAACAAUGCAGUUAUGAGCAGAUGGAGUACAGUUUGCAGGACCACACCUAUGGAGAGGGAACUACUCAAAUGACCUUUAUACUUGUCAAACAGGAGGACUCUUAUGAUGAUUCUUCUCAGCAGUCUGUCCUGAAGCAAGAGGAAGAUGAAGCCCUUGUCUGUGGGCAAGUCUUGAGUGAAAAAGCAGGUUCACCACAGGCCUCUGAAAAUGAAGGGAUCUUGGAGUUGCCCUAUUUGGGAAUGGAUAGCGGUUUACAAGGAGCUCAGAACCAAUCUUCUGAAUUAGAGCAUUCACAAGUCCUCUCACUCGCUGCAAUAAAAGACAACAUGGAAGAAGUGUCUGAAGUCAGUGAGAAGGAAAAACUCCCAUUGGUAGUUGCUCAGCAUCAAUCAGAGGUUGAAUCCCUUGAAAAAGAGCAACCAUUGGUGAAACACCAACAAUGUCAAAGAGAGAUUGAAGUGUCAGUAAGUGAACAGGCUGACGCUCAGCAACAUGCAGAUGUGGAAUCUACAGAACAACAGCUGUCACAGCUUACACCGCUCAAGAAAGGAAAAACAUGUGAAGAAUUAAAAAGUAGUGUGACACAAAAUGAGGCUAGUCGCCAGCCUGAGUUGUCAGUACAACGUAGAAGAGGACGGCCACCAAAGAAAGCUAAAAAUCUGCAGCGUCCAGUGAAAGAAAUUGGUUCUCUCACUGUUUCAGAAGUAUCUUUAAGUAAAAUAUGUUCCUCUGAAAAGGAAAAACCAUCUGAAUCUCAACAACCUUCCACGGAAAUGGAAAAAGGGGCCAUUAAGGGUCCAUUCACUGACGUUUCAUCUGCAAAUGAAACACUAAACACUCCAAAUGUUCAGCCCAGAGAACGCCGCAGCUCUGUUACUCUUCAGGAUGCAAUACUAUUAGUUGAAGCCAUGAAUCAGUCAACAGCUGAAGAUACAGUGACAUCUUCUCAACGAACGGCAGCACCACCUCAAACCCAGUGUGUGGGUACUUUAGAGACCGUGGACGAGAUCCCAGCAGAGCCUGCACAAUUGACAAAAGAGAAACUUGGUAGCGCUCUUGUGACAUUAGAUGCCACCGUAACUAAUGAAGCUCAGGCCCACAUCAAGGUUGUCCUGCCAAAACAACAGCAUACAGUCACUCCAACCAAUACGACAUCAUUAACUGCUGCAGUUCCAACAAGUGUACGGUCACUGCAGCAGCACCCUCCUCCCCGUCCUCUGAUAACGUCGGUAGCACCCAGCAAACCUGUUAAGGCGGUACCUUAUAAAAUAGUUUUCAUGCCAGGUUCAGUAUCCUCAUUAAUACGCCGUAAAAUAGAAGCACUGUCACCAACCCAGCUUCCUACUGUUGUGUCAACAGUUGUUGCUGCACAGAAAAAUAGUGAACUUCUCAAAACACCUCCACUUUCCUCUGUUCCUCCAAAAACAACACACAUUACGUCCAGGAAAUCGCUUCCUGUUGUCCCGUCACAGUCAACCACCACCUUGACUGACCUGCAGUCAGGGACUUUACCGCGUCCAAAAAUAACAAUUAUAGUUCCGAGACAGGCGUCAGCUGUGGCAUCAAGUAAACGCCAGUCACAGACAAUUGUUCCGACAGCCACGCAAGAGUCCACAAAAUCAGCUGCUGUUAUGGUGUCAUCGCCUUCAUCGCAGGAGUUAAGCAUUUCUGUGGAUACACAAACAGUUUUAGAUGAAGUAGCCGCAAUAUCGUCUCAAAAGAAGUAUAAAACAUUGUACAACAUUCCCAAACAAACUGCCUCUGUUUCUGAACCGGUAAAUGCAUCUCCAGAAACCUGUUCCAGUUCAAACAUGUCAGUUGGGCUAGUGCCAACCUCUGUGUCUCCAGUUGUACCACCGAGUGUAAACCAAAAACUCUCUGCUGUGGUCAGAUUAACCAGGCUCCCAUUUCCAGUAUCGGCCAAAGAAGCAGUCUUAGUCUCAAGACUGCCUACAGAUGGAUCUCCUGAAAGUCAAUCCAUUUUGAAAGAAGAUACCACACAAGAGAAACCUUCAUCUGUUGUCAUAUCAACACGGCCAUCAGAGAAGCUUGUGUUAUCCACUGACAUUUGUCCCAGUUUAAAAGAAAGUUCUGUUGUGUUGCUUGUAAAUGCCUCUCAGAUGUCAGAAGAGCCAAAUGACAUUCAAGAGAAGGCAUCGUUAUCCUGUGAAAACUGCGUCAUUUUGGAAGAAGAUUCUCCUGACAGCAGGCCAUCUACACCAUCCAAGGUGUCGGCACCAGUCGUUGAGAACUCCCCAAAAGUCAUCAACAAGACUGAACAACCAGCUCUAAAGGGUACAGCGGGUGAACCUGCUUAUAAUUCUGAUGAGGAGAUAAUCAGCAUUGCAGUGCAAGAUUUUGCAUCAUCUAAUGACCCACCUAUGGAAGAGGAAGAAUCGGCUGCCCUAAUACAUCUAACCCCCAUCACCACCAAGGACACAUCUGAUCCUCAUUUGCAGAUGUCUAAAGCCCAGUUCCUGGCGCAGCUGGCAGUGACACCUGUACCGGAAGAACCAAAACAGGUCUCCUCUGACGACUCGGUAAAGGCCACAGCUGCAGAGACCAGCACCAGUGAAAAGAAAAGGUUACAAAAAAAAUCCCUUGUAGCCCAACUCCGAAGUCAUCUCAAAACUCGCUUGCAAGCUAGAAGAACUGAAACUAAUUCAGAACCAUGCAAAGCAACAGAGACCCCCACUGUAAACCCUAAAAAAAGUAGGCUUGAGAAUGUAAGUCCAAAAAAUAAAGACACAACUAGAGAACCUAUACCCAUCAGCCCAAAAGACCCAGGAGCAGUUGAAGAUGUUGCAUUUCCUAAAAAGACAACUAAUGACCCCACUGCUGUUAGUCCUAGGAGAUCUGGACUACGCGAAGCGGAUGUUGGACCGAAGAAGAAUGUUAGUGAACCGUCUUUUAUCAGUUCUAGAAGGUUUAAGGCUGCUAGAAAAUCUGCUCCUGUGACUCCCAGGAAGUCUAGUUCAGGUGCACAUAGUGUAGGCUCCAAAACUAAAAAUUCCACUUCUGUGAGUCGUAGGGGGUCUACAGCAAUGGAAGAGAGUGCUAGCCCUAAAAAGACAAAGUCCACUUCUGUAAGUCCUAGGUCUAUCUCAAUUAAAGAACGUGCAAGCCCUAAAAAGACAAAGUCCACUUCUGUGAGUCCUAGGAUGUCUAGCUCAAUUAAAGAAAGUGCAAACCCUAAAAAGACAAAGUCCACUUCUGUGAGUCCUCGGAGGGCUAGCUCUAAAAAUACCAAAAACAUUUCUUUGAGUCCUAAGAGGACUAGUUCGAGUAGAGAUGAUGCUAUUCCUAAAAAAGCUAAAUCUGUGCGUCAAAAGACGUCAAGUUUAAGUAAAAAUGGUACUACAACUAAAGUGUCUGUUGAUGAAUCAUCUUCUUUUUGCCGUAGGAGGUGUACCUUACCUAAAAAUGGUUCUAGCAGUAAGAUGAAUAAAAGUGAAUCCAAUUCCUUCAGUCCUAGGUAUAGCAUAACUACAGACAGUGCUAGCAAUAAAAACACUAAGAGUGAAACGGGUUCCUCAAGUGUUAGGUGGCCUAAAUUGGCUAAAGAUUGUGUCAGUCCUAGAAAGACAAGGGAGUCCACUCCUGCUAAGAAACCCAGAUUAAUUCAAGAUGGUACUGGUCCUAAACAGAAAUUAAUAGUGGUGGAUGCUAAGAAGUUGGCUAAAGCGGCAAAAGCCAAAACAAUAGCUAAAUUGACAAAUUCUAGUCAAUCAAAAUUGCUGAAUGGAGCAAAACCAGGCCAGUUAGCAGAGAACCGUGCUAGCUGUGAGGCUGUGAGGAAAUGUACAGCUAAAGCGGUGUGGACUCCUCCUAGAAUUUCAGCCAGUAAAGCACCCAUGGCAGGGGGAAAGAAAGAGCCGCCGUUAUCACUUAGAUUGCACGAUCAUGCAUUUGUUUUCCCAGCCAGUGUUUCUCUCCUCCCUAUACCUGUCUCAGCACCACCUGUUGUAUCACCAUUACAGCCUUUAUCAGUCAUUGGUAGGAGACUGCUUAAGAACCAGUGUGGCGAGUGCGGCCGUGUCCUCAGCAGCGUUGCUGCCCUGGAAAGCCAUGUUAGUCUCCACGCAGGUCGGCGACCUUUCUCGUGCACGCUCUGUGGGAAGAGGUUCCCAGACUCAAAAGGUCUUAAACGGCAUGGCAGGGUGCACCGCAAUGGUAGGAUCCAUAUAUGUCAGCAGUGCGGGAAGGGCUUUGUCUACCGUUUCGGCCUCACCAAACACCUCCAGAUGGUGCACAGGAAGCUUAAACCUUUUAUCUGCCAGAUUUGCAACAAGGGGUUCUUCACAAAACGAGAUGUGGAAGCCCACAUACGGAUGCACACAGGAGAGAAACCAUUCCAUUGCAACCUCUGUGAAAAGAAAUUUGCAAGGAGGGUAGAACUAAAUGUGCAUUUAAGGUGGCAUAAUGGGGAGAAGAGACACUGGUGUCCAUUCUGUGGGAAAGGAUUUUUAGACUUCAAUAACCUGAAAAGGCACAAGUAUAUCCACACAGGGGAGAAACCUCAUUCCUGCCCCCACUGUCCCAAGAACUUCACACAGUCAGGCCACCUGAAAAAGCAUGUAAAAAAUGUACAUAAAGUACUAUGAGAGAUGGACAUCCAAGCUGCCACCCUGCUCCAGUGAGAAUGUCAAUGUAAUUAAGGAGAGAGAUCUAAAGUCUUGUAACAUGAGACUGCUUUUUGUGUAAAGAAUCUGAUGAGGAUUUGUUUUUUGUUUUGCUAUGUAAUGCCAAUAGAGAAUUUCAUUUCAUUUUAUUUUUCAUGAUGUGCGUAUCAAAGGGGGAUUUUGUUGUUUUGUGUUUAUGAAGACUCGAAUGAUUAGUUUGUCAUUUUAGGAAAUACGCGUUUUUGUUUUCUUUCCGAGAGUUGGAUGAGAAGAUUAGUAUCAAUGUCACGCUUCCGUGUGUGGAACGAGAGCAGGGAGGAGAUUGGAUGCAGGACCUGUAAAACUUUUUUUAAAUUGUACAAGGCAUGCAGAUACUAAAAAAAUCAUUCAAAACAUGUUCGUUGAAGAGCUUUGGAGGCCUUGGACUUAGCCAGGCUUGCCAGUUCCCUCUGCUCCCAAUUUCUCUGCUAUGCUAAGCUAAACCUAUUGUCUCUAUGCUCGGAGUGAUAAGUCUCACAGCUGUGCAUCAAAAGAACAAAUCUAUUUUUUUAAUUCUUUCUUUAGGGCACUUUAAGCCCAUUGCAUAGUGGAGACGUGAAUGAAGAUUUCUGACAAUGUCUUAAACUUUGGUCGGUUGUUAAGAAUACACACAUGCUAAAGUAGUCAUGUCCUCAGUAAAUGUGAUCUUGAGACUAAUGGUGCAUUUCAACCAUUCAUUUCUAGUUUGUUGAUUGAACAAGUGAUAUCAAAAGAUUUUGUUGCGUAAUUUAAAAAUGCAAAUGUUAAUCUGACACUAACCUCAAUAUAGCCUUUAUGAUGUACAUGAAACAGCUGUUUUGGAUAUGGGUUAUAGUGCAAACAUCUGCAUGACACAGUUUUACUGUCAUCAUUUUAAAAUAACCCCAGCAAAUAUGUUCAAAUCUCUUGCUGUUGUGAUAUCGCUUGAAUUGUUUUACUACCAAGCUCUAAAUGGUAGCGUAUACCUAUUAUCAAAAACGUUUAGAUCACCUCCUUUCACCACGUUAAAGUGACAUUCUGACAGCUGGAACAUGCAUAAGAAGUAUUUGUAAGUAUUGUUAUUUACUUCUAAAAACGUAAAUCGUAUGAAUGCAAUUACGAUUCAUUAUAUUGAAUUUUUUUCAUGACAUUGCCUUUCACUUCUGGUAACGAGGAUUUAUUGUACUGGUUGUGCAAUAAUGUUUAAAGAGCUGAGCAGAAGUCUCAUAUUGUCAUUGCGUCUAACAUUCUGCUGUAUUACAAGCGACAGAAUCGAUGUCAUUGCUUUGGUAAAUCCUAUUUCCAUCUUGUUUUUCCUUUUUCUAAAAGCGCUAACUUCAUUUAAACAGUUUUAGACAUCAAACCAUGUAAGAAUUUGUAAAUAUUCUGAAUUUACGUUUAUUUCAGUGCUAUUGAGAUGUAUAUUUUCUUGAUCCUGUCAUUUGAGAAAAGAGGUAAUAAAUGUAGAGGCGUCAAACUGA
Anarrhichthys ocellatus (wolf-eel) is the source of this 7293-nucleotide messenger RNA. RefSeq names its product mucin-5AC-like. Lineage: Eukaryota; Metazoa; Chordata; Actinopteri; Perciformes; Anarhichadidae. The transcript is spliced from 5 exons. Gene Ontology annotation, molecular function: RNA polymerase II cis-regulatory region sequence-specific DNA binding; DNA-binding transcription factor activity. The record is from RefSeq and is a predicted model, not a curated record. Bases 851 to 5797 code for a protein of 1648 amino acids. Gene Ontology annotation, biological process: regulation of transcription by RNA polymerase II.